AUGGCUACUGCUACAUCGGUAGGCUCUGCUUUUAAGAAGAUCGGCACCCAUCUUGAGUGCAGCAUCUGCACAGAAAUAUACAAGCAGCCGAAAAUACUGACCUGCCUCCACAACUUCUGCAAGGAGUGUCUCGUAAAAUACCGUGAUGGCACAUACCGAGGAUCUCCACAAAUUCCUUGCCCUGUAUGUCGUCAGGAGAUGGUACUACCACAGUCUGGCAUCCAGGGCCUCAAGACCAACUUUCAUUUGGUUGCUUUGAUUGAGGAAUUUGAAUUACAGGAGAAGGUAGCAUGCUCAGGAUUGAACUCGAAGCUUCUCUGUGAGACAUGCGACGAGGAUAACGAGGCUUUAUAUCACUGUCUCGACUGUGGAAUGAAUAUCUGUACGUCGUGCCGCAAGGCACACCUACGGUUCACAGUUUCGGCAAACCAUGCAGUAGCAACUUUAAACGACAUUCGUCAGGGGAAGGUGAACCUGACUAAACAACCGGCCCAGUCCAAAUGUCACAAACACAAGGAGGGCAUCACACAAUUCUAUUGCAAGACAUGCGAUGAGCUGAUAUGCCAAGUAUGCACUGUCUUAGAUCACUCUAAACCCGAUCAUGACAUCAUCGACAUCGGAAAAGCUUCAAAAGAAUUUAGACAGUCACUGGAGAAAGGCUUUCCUGCUGUCGAAAAAGAGAUAAAAGGCCUUGAAGUAUCCCUACAGGGUGUGGCUGCAUCUAAGAAGGUUUUGAACGACAACACGACAGAGGCUCGAAAAAAGGUGCAGGACAGAGCUGCUGAGGGCAAAGCAAAGAUCAACGCUGAAGAGAAACGACUCCUGGAUGAGAUCACUACGCAGGAACAUGAGCAAAACAAGCGACUGGUCGAGCACGAGAAGACAUUAAGCAAUUCACUUCAGAGAAAGAAACAUUGCCUACAGACCAGCCAAGAAGUAACGAGAAAUGCAUCAGAUUCCCACUUCCUUUCCCUCCAUCCCGUGAUCAGCAAAGACAUGGACAAGCUCAGAGGUCAACCAACUCCCAAGAUGGCAGGGUUGAAGUUGCAUCCCGUGUUCGUUAAGAGCAAGAAGCUUGACAUCGAUCUGGGCAAGGUGAUGGUGGAAGACACAUGGGAGAUAGGCCAUUCAUUUGGCAAGAAGGGUAGUGGUAAAGGGGAGUUUGAAUCAGCCAGAGGCAUUGCUGCUGCUGCUGACCCUGACGAGAUUGCUGUGGCUGACUGGAAGAAUGAUAGAGUGGUAAUCUGCAACAACCAGGGACAAACCAAGAAUACCAUUCCGAUUGACCCAAAUGACGUCGUUGCUGUAUCGAAUCAGUGGGUGUGUGCUCAUCCCAGCAAGAUGAUGGUUUACCAUAGGGACACCACGCACAAGUUUGAUUUCCGCACUGUGCCAGAGGAUGAGGUUGGCAAGACGGUCGUGCAGCUCGUGAGCGUGGCUGUCAUGCCCAAUGGUAACAUCAUAGCGGGUGAUAAGGUGAGGAAGGUAUUGACUGAGCACAAUCCUAGGAAUGGUGAUAUCCUACACACCAUGCCGGUGAAGAUAACACCUGACUUCUUGGCUGUACUGAGCAAUGGUUGGAUUGUGAUCAGUGACAAGGAGCAGGGACUAGUGGAGACAGUGAAGGUCUCUAAUGGCAACGCUGUGACUGUUAGCACAAUCCAGCCAACCAUCGACGGUAAACCGGCGAAAUACUGCGGGGGUGUUUGCAGCAACAGCUCGGGUAUCUACCUUGCAGUGGUCACAGGCAAAGUCCACACCGGUCACAUACACCACUAUAACUGUGCAUGUCAGUUUGUCAGCUGUGUGGCCCAGGGUUUGUAUGACCCCUGUGGAAUCACGUUCACAGCUGCAGAUGGUGGGCAGCAGCUGGCAGUGGCUGACUGGCACUCAGUUAAGAUAUAUCACAAGGUGUGA
Molecule: messenger RNA, 1917 nt
Organism: Patiria miniata (bat star)
Lineage: Eukaryota; Metazoa; Echinodermata; Asteroidea; Valvatida; Asterinidae
Product: E3 ubiquitin-protein ligase TRIM56-like
Exons: 2
Coding region: 1-1917 (638 amino acids)
Biological process (GO): positive regulation of DNA-templated transcription
Cellular component (GO): nucleoplasm; chromatin
Molecular function (GO): ubiquitin-protein transferase activity; zinc ion binding; protein binding
Source: RefSeq, a predicted model, not a curated record